Molecule: messenger RNA, 547 nt
Organism: Candoia aspera
Lineage: Eukaryota; Metazoa; Chordata; Lepidosauria; Squamata; Candoiidae
Gene: SVBP
Product: small vasohibin binding protein
Exons: 2
Coding region: 28-297 (89 amino acids)
Biological process (GO): negative regulation of protein ubiquitination; protein secretion
Cellular component (GO): apical part of cell
Source: RefSeq, a predicted model, not a curated record
ACCGCCAUCUACCUCGGUCGGAGGAGGAUGGAGCCCGGCGGGGGCCGCCGCGAGAAGCUCCCGAUGCCGCUGCCUCAGGUUCCGACGCCGCCGCCGCCGCCGCCCGCCAAGGCCAAGGAGGGCCCGGCGCCCAGCGGCGGCAAUGCCCGCCUGGAGAAGGCCAAGCAGCGCUCGGCCCAGCAGGAGCUGAAGCAGCGGCAGCGGGCCGAGAUCUACGCCCUCAACCGGGUGAUGACUGAGCUGGAACAGCAGCAGUUUGACGCUUUCUGCAAGCAGAUGAAGGCUGCCAGUGAGUGAGCCCUGCGGACAGCCAGAUCCUCACUCCCCAGGCAAGGCUUUGCUCACGGUCUGGACACUGGACCACGGUCAGUGGUCUGGUAGAACCAUGGUGGGAAGCCCCCAAGACCCUUUGUCCUCUGGGCCACGGCGGUGCCUCUCAGGCCAAGUCCGCUUCCAAGUCCUUGCCAAAAUGGACUUUCUCAUUGUUUGGACUGGUUUUUUUUUUAACCCUAUUUAUUACUUAUUCUAAAUAAAUGUGUUUUAUAUA